Molecule: messenger RNA, 342 nt
Organism: Striga hermonthica
Lineage: Eukaryota; Viridiplantae; Streptophyta; Magnoliopsida; Lamiales; Orobanchaceae
Source: the annotation of a GenBank genome assembly
AGCACAAAUGCCAUAGAAAUGUGCACACCAGACAGGUGACAUCAGAAUGGAUUGCUGAGGAAUUACUUGAAAAGUUGAGAAAGAAUCCAAACAUGACCAUAUCUCAGAUGGAAGAAGUGAUUUCUGAGAAGUAUGCAGUACAACCAACAAAAUGGAAGUUGUACAGGGGAAAAUGGAGAGCUCUUGAGAUUCUUAGAGGUUCAGUAGCAGAGCAUUAUGCUUCUCUGAGGAGUUACAUGGCAGAGCUGUUGAGGGUGGACAGAGAUGGAAGGUUUGAGUUUCUUCUUGGUGAAGAAACAACAUUCAGAGCUUUCUAUAUUGGAUUCAGUGCACUGAGAAAGG